UCUCUCGAUCGCCGGUCGAUGAGGGAACGGAGAGCCGUCGCGUCGACCGGGAAACAUGGCAGUCGCGCCUUGACGCUCGACGUCGUUUGGUACGGACACCGCGACCUCCUGCCUCGCGAGGGAGAGGAGAGCGCGAGACGCGAGUGCGCCCUGAGACUUCAUCGACUACCCGGACCUCGUCAUCUCUUGCCCUCGUCACUGUUCCCCGUCAUUGGUUGGCUAAUCGGUUAAGGGCGCGUGUCGGCCAAUAUGAGGAUUAGAUUUGCCAAUGCUGGAGCGGAGGCGCUUCUGCUACUCCUCGUGGUGGUGUGCGCAAACAGGGGGGAGGCCCUCCAGUACCAGCCGCUUGAUGUUUACGGCAACGGCGCCGAGGAAUGCGCUCUGAUCAUCGGCGGACCGGGACGCAGCAGCCUUUACGAUUACACGUACAAUCUCCUACGCGGUGGCCUCUUCCCGUCGUCAAUUGGGUCACAAAUAUGCAUCACUUACGAUGCCAUAAAUCGUGCUUACAUCGAAGCCACCAAGCGCAUUCAUGUUGCCAACCCGAAAAACGAAAAAUGGAGGCCCGAGGACUUGGCUAGCGUCGGAGAGCUCCUUCUCGAUAUUUCCAUAAAUCUUGCGCACACAUACGGCCUGUCGCCGGAGCAAGUGGAGAAAAACUUACCUCUCAUCGACACGUCCAAGACACUCAUUCACGACGUGUGUCCAGCAUUCCUGGGCAACAUACAAUGUAGGCCAGGCAAAUACCGUCGUUACGACGGGCUGUGCACUAAUUUGGAAAAUCCAACUUGGGGCGCAUCGUUAUCACCGUUCGUCAGAUUACUGAGCCCUCGCUUCUCGGACGGAAUGAACUCGCCGAGGAUCGCCAUGUCGGGUCGCAAUUUGCCACUUUCACGAGUCGUCUCGCGUACAAUGCACCCCGACGAUGGUUUUCACGAUCAUGCAGGUACGGUUAUGGUGAUCGCCUGGGGUCAGUUCAUGGAUCACGAUUACACGUUGACUGCGACGCCAUUGGAUCCGAUGAAUCGCAACGACCCGGAGGAAUGCUGUAACCGCGCCGCUCACAAUAAGAAUCCAUACUGCAACGAGAUCCAUAUACCAGAGGACGACUACUUCUACAGGCUAUUCCACGUGCGGUGCAUUGACUUCGUGCGCGCCUUCCCCGCAGCAAGACCCGGAUGUCGACUCGGUAGCCGCGUGCCCUUCAAUCUUCUCACCGGAGUGCUCGACGGCAACACCAUUUACGGCAUCAGCGACGAAUUUGCCAACAAGUUGCGGACAGGUUAUGCCGGGUUGCUGCGCAUGAAUCCCGUGUUCGAGGAGUACGGCCUCAAGGAUCUACUUCCGCUUAAGCUCGACAUCCCGGACGAAGGCUGCACUCGCCCUAACGGAAGCGUCUACUGCUUUGAAGCCGGUGAGAUCAGGGUGAACGAGCAAUUGGUGCUGACUUGCAUGCACACGCUAAUGGCGCGCGAGCAUAACCGAGUGGCUAAGGGUCUUGCGCAAGUCAAUCCACACUGGGACGACGAGACACUUUUUCAGGAGUCGAGGCGUAUCGUCAUUGCCGAAAUACAGCAUAUUACGUAUAAUGAGUUUUUACCGAUCCUGCUGGGCAAGGAUGUCAUGGAGAAAUUCGGCCUUCUUUUGGAGAAAGAGGAUUAUUGGGAUGGAUACGAUGCGAAUGUGAAUCCGGGUGUUAUGGACGCUUUUGCAGCGGCGGCUUUCAGAUUUGGACAUUCGCUAUUACCGACUGCCGUCGAAAGAUGGAGUAAAGCUCAUAAAUUCAUUGCAUCGAAACGUUUGUCUGACCUUAUUAGACGACCAUUCGAUUUGUACAGAGCAGGUGUUUUUGACGAAUACUUAAUGGGUUUGAUGAAUCAAGUCUCCCAAGCGAUGGACGAUUCCAUAACGCAAGAGGUCACCAAUCACCUUUUCAAGAAAGUUGGCGCCAAACACGGCAUGGAUCUGGUCUCCUUCAAUAUGCAGCGGGGCCGCGAGUUUGGCAUUCCCGGAUACAUGGAAUUCAGGAAAUAUUGCGGUCUGCCUUGGGCCGACACCUUCGAGGAGCUCUUCGGCUCGAUGCCUAACGAGACGGUGCGUCGUUACAUGUCCAUUUUCGAGCAACCAGCCGAUGUUGAUCUUUGGUCCGGGGGAGUUUCCGAAAGGCCUCUGCCCCAAAGUAUGCUAGGACCAACUUUUGCGUGUAUCAUUGCCACGCAAUUCAGCAAUUCCAGGCGCGGUGAUCGCUUCUGGUACGAGCUUCCUAAUCAACCAUCCUCCUUUACUCCUGAUCAGUUGCAGGAGAUUAGGAAAACGAAAUUAGCCAGAGUUAUCUGUGACAAUACGGAUUUAAUCGAUACGAUACAAAUUUAUCCAAUGGUUUUACCUGACCACGAAGUUAAUCCUCGAGUGCCAUGUAAAAGUGGAAUCCUUCCGAGCAUUGAUUUCAGCAAAUGGGCCGAGUACCCCCAUCAUGUUUACACUCCGCAGUUUGCGAAUCCUUAUUCUCGACAAUACGGGCAACUAGUGAAAUGAAGUUACUCAAACAUUUAUUAAUGAUAAAAGACAACAUAAGUAAGUGUUUCGACGAUUUACAAAUUACUCAACGCCACUCAGCGUUAUUGAAUUACAAUCGUGAAUUUCAAUCGCUGUUUGUUAAUCGUUGGGAGACUUUCUGAUGUAAAAACGUACCAUGAAGCAUUUAUUCGCAUGACAUAUAUAUUCAUCUUGUAGAGCCUAAGGGCAGAUAACUAUGGAAAAAUUUGUGCACGUGAUUGGGAAAAGCUUAAUACAGCAAUGCCAAGA
Messenger RNA from Ceratosolen solmsi marchali, 2805 nucleotides. It is a transcript of the gene cysu, whose product is annotated as peroxidase homolog. NCBI's taxonomy places the organism in Eukaryota, Metazoa, Arthropoda, Insecta, Hymenoptera, Agaonidae. The coding region runs from base 250 to 2535 and encodes 761 amino acids. Gene Ontology annotation, biological process: response to oxidative stress. Gene Ontology annotation, molecular function: peroxidase activity; heme binding. The transcript has 16 exons. The record is from RefSeq and is a predicted model, not a curated record.